Messenger RNA from Drosophila grimshawi, 5783 nucleotides. It is a transcript of the gene lilli, whose product is annotated as AF4/FMR2 family member lilli. Gene Ontology annotation, cellular component: nucleus; super elongation complex. The transcript has 10 exons. Bases 1 to 5706 code for a protein of 1901 amino acids. The record is from RefSeq and is a predicted model, not a curated record. Gene Ontology annotation, biological process: regulation of DNA-templated transcription. Lineage: Eukaryota; Metazoa; Arthropoda; Insecta; Diptera; Drosophilidae.
AUGGCACAACAGCAACAACAACAACACCUGCAGCAGCAGCAGCAGCAGCAUCAUCAGCAACAGCAGCUGCAGCAGUUGCAACAGCAACAACAAUUGCCGCAGUACAAUAACAAUUUGUACAAUCUGAACUAUAACAUGGAGGAUCCCGAGCGGCGCAAGAGACGCGAACGCGAAAAAUAUGAACGGCAGCAGGGCAUACAGAGCGACGAUCGGGAAACUAGUCUUUUUGAGGCGCCGCGUCGCCUGAAUCCCAGCGAGGGCGAUAACAUGAUAACCGCAGCCCUCGGCGAAUUCGUCGAUGCCAAGGAGCACAUGUGCAUGAACAUGGUCGGCAUUCAUAGGCAGGCGCCGGGCGGGGGUUCCAAUGCGCGACUGCAGGGGCAGGCAACGACGCCGAUCAUCAACUCCUUGUCCUCCAUCAACUCCACCACAACGACUUCCUCAUCCGCCUCGCUGCUGCCUGGACAGCUGCCCACAUCACAACAGCAACAACAGCAGCAACAGCAACAGCAGCAACACUAUCAACAGCAGCAGAGGGCGCCCACCUACCUGAAGCAGGCGGAUAAUAAGCCGCCCUACAAUGGCCGUGGCGGCUAUCCGGGGCAGCCGAUGAAGAACGAUAUACCCUCGAGUAGCGGCAUGGCGCCGCCUCGUGGCCCACCCAGAUCCGCAUCCUCAUCUUCGUCCGCCUCCAACAACAACUCGUCCAGCGCCACAAACAAUGCCACAGCGGCAGCAGCGACGUCAGCGUCAACAGCGCCCCUCCUCGGCCCGCCAAUGUCCACGCAAAUGCCGAAUGGCCGCGAGAAAUCAUAUCUGGGGCCACCGGCGCCAGCGUUGUCCAACGGCGGUCGCUUUGUCCCGCCAGCGGCGAGCGGUAAACGCACCAGCAACACCGCCGGACUGCAGCCACCGCCACCAGAGAAGGAUAUUAGCAAAAUAAUCAACGAAAUGACCAACAGCUAUCGCGUGACCCCGCUGACCUCGAUAGCGGCGACGCCGCACGCGCCGACGCGCGAGAACUACAACCUGAAUGGGCCCAAUAAGAAUAAGUAUGCAUUUGACGACGUGGAACCCAUCGGUCCCCUCAACUCACCGCCGGCGGCAAGCGGCGCCUCCUCCUCCUCCCUCUCCUGCACCACCAACUCCUCCUCCUCGCUGCUAAUGACGCCCCUGUUGGCGCCCAUAGCGCCCAUCACAUCACCGAUUGCCCCGCUGUUGACGACACCGCCGCAGGCCAGUCAGCUGCCGUUGCCACUGCCACUGCUGCCACCGCUGGCGGGUGCCACAACAGUGCUGCCACCCGCAUUGGGCAUGGCGGCCGUUGCGCCCAUCCAGCAGCUGAUGCCAACGCCCCCAAAGGCAUCGCCCACGCCUCCAACAGCGAUAAGGCCCCUCAAAUCGGAGAAAAAUCACUCGCUGGAGAAACAGGACUCGUGCCUUGAGAACGAUCUGGAACUAUCUGAAUCCGAUGAUGAUCGCAAGAGGGAUAUUUGUUCUGCUGGCAAUAGCAGCAACAGUUCUGAGACGGAUUCCAGCGAAUCGGGCAGCGAGGCGAGCAGCAAAGGCGAAGCACAGCAGCAACAGCAGCAGCAGCAACAGUUGCUGCAUCAUCAGCAUCAGCAGCAGUUGCUACUGCAGCAGCAGCAGCAGCAACAACAACAACAGCGAGCGACAGCAACAACAGCCAAUGGCGGCAACAAGAAGAAAUGCCAAACAAUUAUUGCCAGCGGUGCGAAUACAAUCAGCGGUCUACUCACCUCGAGUGGUUUGGGUGGCUCAGGUGGUGCCGUCAACGCGACGAGCAACACGAACUCGGGGCUAUUGGGCGGCGGUGGCGGCAGUGGCAGCACGGGUGGCGGCGGCGGUUCGAGUAGCAGUGGCAUGGGCAACAUGAGCAGCUCGAGCUCAUCGAACAAGACGCCAUCGCCGACGGACAGCAAUCGCUGGCAUCUGAGUCGUUUCUUUCCGAAGCCAACGAAUCAGGCCACCGCCGAGAGCGUAUCGCCGGGCAACGUGGCAUGUGGCAAUGUCAGCAUGAAGGUGCCAGGCAUUCUGCCAGGCGGUGCACAAAUCAUACCCGAAUCCAUCGAUGUCACGACGGCAAUUGUUAAAAACGAGAAGCUGCACGACGACACGCGACGCAUUACGGAUGACGAGGACGAGGAUGAGGCAGACGAACAACACCAGCACCAACAGCAUCAACAGCAGCAGCAGCAGCAACAGCAGCAGCAGCAGCGAUAUGCCGCUGGACUGAGUGUAACGGUUAAGAAGGAACAACAGGAACAACAACAGCAACAGCAGCAGCAACAACAGCAGCAGCAGCAGCAGCAACAACAGCAGCAGCAGCAGCAGCAGCUCAGUGCCGAGCAGCUGGCGUUGGCGGGCGCCUUGCCCAAUAACCAAAUCAAACGCGAAGUGCGUCUGUCCGACUCGGCAAGCAUUAGCAGCGGCAGUGCCAGCGGCAGCAGCAGCUCAGACAGUGCCGCUGGUGAAGUUGUGCCGCUGCCGGGACCCGGUGAAACGCUUCAAAUACCCGGAGUGCCGGCAGCAAUCACAACAGUGUUACGUGUGCCGCCAGCCAUGCAGCAGAAGGUGCCGCCAAAUAGUGUCACAUUGACGCCAAUUGGUCCGCUGCCGGCGUCGCCGAAGCCACGCCAAAAGAAGCCGCGCAAGAAGAAGAUGUCGGCGGCAACAGCGCCGCCGCUGGACUCCAGCGAUGAGGACGAGCCAGCAAGCAGCAACAAGAAGCAUGCCCUUGAGUUGGCCGCAACGACAGCAGCAGCAGCGGCUGCAAUUGCUGCAGCACCUGCUGCCACAGCGGCAGCACUGCCCGCUGUUAAAAAGGGGCGCGGCAGGCCACGCAAGCAGCAGCAACAGUUGCAACAGACACAAAGCGGCAAUUUGAGCAGCGCCUCGGCAGGCUCACUGGCGAAGGGACCAACGCUGACGGCGGCCAAGAAACCGCUGGCGAAAUCAACAGCAGCAGCAGCAGCAGCGGCAGCAUUGGCUGCAACAGCAUUAACAGUUGCUGGCAGUCGCAAGCGGGAGCACAGCAGCAACAGCAGCUCCAAUGGCAACACGCCCACCAAAAAGUUGCAUGCUGCACCAGCAACAGUAGCAGCAGCUGCGGCAGCAGCAGCAGCAGCAACAACAUUGCUGCCGCCAACUGCUGCCGCGGGCAGCAGCAGUGAUGAGGAUAGCACCAGCAGCAGCUGCAGCAGCACCAAGUCCAGCAACAGCAGCAGCAGCGGCAGCGACAGCGAAGCAACAGCAACAACUGCAGCUGCAGCAACAACAGCAGCAGCAGCAGCAGCAGCAACAACAACAACAACACAAAAUCCCGCCAAAAAGCGUAUUGUAAAAAUUAACAAAUUGGGCGUUGUCAGCAGCAGCAAAAACAAUCGUCUCUACGGCGCCGGCAGCAGCAGCAACAGCAGCAGCAGCGAAACCGAAGAGCAACAGCAGCAACAGCAGCAGCACAAACAGCAGCAGCAACUGUUGCUCAUGCAGCAGCAGCAACAGCAGCAGCAGCAGCAGCAACAAAAGCAACAAUUGCAGCAGCAUCAACAGCAGCAGCCGUUGCAGCCGCAGCAACAACAGCAGCAGCAAUCGCAUUUUACACCCGAUGCGAAGCAGGCGAGACAACGUUCGAGCAGCUCCGAUGGCAGCAGCAGCUCCAGCACCGACAGCAGCAGCACGAACAGCAGCAGCAGCAGCGACGAGGUCGAUGUGCAUCAUGGCGGUGGCAAGCGCAAGAGUGAUAAGAAGAAGAUCUGCACGCUAACACGCAUCUUCAAUCCCAAAGAGGGCGGCGCCAAGAAACAGGGUCAGGUUGUCAUCAUCGAUCAGUCCGAGGAGCAAUUGCAGCAGCAGCAACAGCAGCUGCAACAACAGCAGCAGCAACAGCAGCAACAUCAGCAGCAGCAGCAGCAGCAGCAACAACAGGAGCAGCAACAAUCCAAAGAGUGGAAGCCGCGUGCAACGCCCACACAACUAUUGGGUGCCACGCUGGCGUCACCGGCACGCACCACCACACCACAUUUGACGUCGCUGAUGUGCAAAAUUGAUUUGAGCAAGUUGGCGCGAGUGCCGCCCGAAUGGUAUCAGAAGAGCUAUCGACAAUAUGCAGCUGAGCAGCAACAGCAGCAGCAGCAGCACCUUCAUACGCAGCAGUUGCACCACCCGCCACACCACCAGCACCAGCACUACCAGCAGCAGCACCAGCCGCACCAGCAGAAGGCACAACAGAAUGGCCACCUCAGCAGUCGGUCAGCGGAAGGUGCUCGCACACCCAAAGAACUGCAGCAGGCGUAUGGCAUGCCCAAUGGUUAUGUGACAAGUGGUGGUGCAGCUGGUGCAGCUGGUGCUGCCAGUAAGCUAUUGGGUGGCGUCAAGCACGAGCAUGGCGUUAAGCCCGAGCCGGAGCUGGAUGCCGGCUAUGAGGCAAAGUAUAAACCAAAUAGCGUUAAGCAGGAGUUCAUGCCCAAACAGGAGAUGCCAACGCGUCGACGCAAACGCAGCUCCAGUUCGAGUCCGUACAAGGAGAAGAAGCGAAAAAAGGAGAAGGCCGACCAGGUUAGCAAGGAGCUGCUGCCGGUGCCGGUGCUGCUGCCCGCCAACAAUCACGAGCGAUUAUCUCGCGACAAGUUGGAGCUGCUCCAGCAGGAGAUUAGCUCGGCCAAUGGCAGUCCAACGAAACGAUCAUUUCCAUUGGCCCAUGCACAGCAGCAGCAACACCAGCAACAGCAGCAACAGCAGCAACACCAGCCUCAACAUCAGCAACAGUUAAAGGCCACAACAACAACAUCAACAACGGCAACAGUUGCUGCGGUGCAAACGUCAACGACGGCAACACAACAGCCAACAACCUGCAGCGAAGCGGUACAAACGACACCGCCACCAGUGGCGCCACCGCCUCCGCCGCGUCUCAUCUAUCGCUCCCACUUCGAUAAUGAGGAGGAGCCUCCCAGCGAUGACCUCAGGAAAAACGAGAUACUGCUGCAGGAGGCAAUCAGGCGAAAGCGUGCCGCUGACUCGGAGCGCGACUCCUUCAAACAGAUGACGCUCUAUUUGGAGGCGAUUGUCUACUUCCUGCUAACCGCCGAUGCCAUGGAACGGAGCAACAUGGAGGCCACGUGGACCAUGUACAAGGACACCCUAACGCUAAUUAAAUUCAUUUCCUCGAAGAAUCGACCGUAUCAGCAGUCAACGAAUGGAAAGCACGAAUCGCACAAUAUAGUGGCCAUACUCAGUUUGCGCUGCCAAUCACUGAUAUCCUUAAAGCUUUACAAGUUGCGACGUGCCAAUUGUCGUGCGAUAAUAGCCAGCUGCUCCGAAUUCUUUCGCACCGGUGGCCGUGGCGAUAUUUUGAAUGGCAACACAUUGUCCUCCAUAUCACCAUCGAACUCGGUGGGCUCGCAGGGCUCCGGUUCGAAUACGCCGCCUGGCAGAAUAGUGCCUCAAGACAUACACAAUCAGCUGUGCAGGCAGAACGAGUAUCUCACCUAUGUGAACAGCGCUCACGAUCUGUGGGAUCAGGCCGAUCGUUUGGUGCGCACCGGCAAUCAUAUAGACUUCAUUCGCAAGCUGGAUCACGAGAAUGGACCGAUGACGCUGCAUAGCACCAUGCAUGAGGUGUUUCGCUAUGUUCAGGCUGGUCUCAAAACGCUACGCGAUUCAGUCUCGUAUCCCCAGUCACAGUAGCGAUAACUUUCGCCCCAACAUCGAUUCCAACCACAACAACAACAACAACAGCAGCAGCAGCAGCAGCAGCAGCAGCA